GGAGACUGUCACCUAAUGGGCGCAGUCCCCAGCGUGUCUCACCGAUUCCACUCCAUCUGUGGGAAGAACAUGUCCGUCCUGUGUGAUGGCACUCGAGCGGAGCGACAUGCCAGUUACGGGGACGGCAUUUUGUUUAGCAGUAGUGAACUCCUGGUCAGUGAGGUCUUUGAGGUAAAGGUGGAGCGUCUGGAGCCGCACUGGUCAGGAUCCUGUCACAUAGGGGUCACCUCAAUCCCACCCCACGAGGCCCCCUUCCUGGGUGGAGGGCUCCCGCCAUCGGCUAUUGAUCUCCGUACCCGUGUCACUUGGUUGGUUUCCGGAUCUGAGGUUCUAAGGAACGGACAGCGCCUCCGGGAGAAUUACUGCAGCAACUUAGAGCGGAUUCGGACUGGCUGCAGACUCGGGGUCCGGCGCGAUAGUGAUGAAACCCUCCACAUAAUAAUCAACGGAGAAGACAUGGGGUCGGCGGCCAGCGGGAUCCCUAAAGGUGUGUACGCCAUCUUUGAUCUCCACGGCUCAGUCACAGCUCUCUCUGUUGUCAGCUCCUCGGUUCUAGAAGAAUCUGACGCCACAAAACCUCCGUCUGUAAAUUCAGAGAGUGAAGAGGAAGAUGUAGAGCACAAUGCUGACACUUUGCCGACCAUUCAGCUUCACCACUUAAACUUUAUGGGGAAUCAUGGGAAGAACAUCCAGCUGUCACAUGACAACAGAACAGCGACACGCGUGUGCAGCUACAACCAGGGCAUCGUGGUCCUGACCCAACCAUUGCCUCGCCUCUUCUUAUUCCAGGUCCGGAUAGAUCAGCUCUCCUUACGAUGGACAUCCUCUCUUUCCAUUGGAGUCAUUGGUGUUUCACCCGAGAGACUUAACUUCCCGGCCACGGCGGCCGCCAUUAAGAAGAGUGCGUGGAUCUUCCAGCGCAGCGCUGUUCUGUACAAUGGAGCCAAGGUCCGUGAAGGUUAUGGACCCAAUCUUGACUUGUGUCCUGAAGGGACGUUUGUCGGCCUCCUGUUGGAUUCCUCCGGGGGGCUCCACUUAUACAUCAAUGGCCUGGAUCAGGGGGUGGGGGCCCAGGACCUCCCAGACCCAUGUUACGUGGUGGUGGACCUGUAUGGGCAGUGUGAGCGGGUCUCCAUAGUGACAGGAGAAGUGCAGGGGGCCGAGUCUAGUGCUCACGAGGGGCAUAUCCCUGGAGAGAGAGAGAAGGCCGACAUGGUGGAUGGUGUUAAGGAGAGUCUAUGCUGGCUGCCCCCUGACCCCAUGGCUCUUCUCAGCUGUGAGUAUCUGGCCCUCUGCCUCCGCUUCAAGGAGCUGCUGCUUCUGCCUGACGGUUACUUCAUGGAGGACUCUAAGUUGUGCGUCUGUCACUGUGAGUCGUGUCGCAAGCUGCGAGGAGAUGAGUUGUACAGUAAGAGAGGAGACCCUCCUCGGGAAUACGCCGAGCCCACCGGCUGGUGCAGCUUCCCUCUCAGGCUUAGUCCGCGGUUAUCAUGCACCCAAUACAAGAAGUGGCACAUUGCGUACCAGGGCAGCAGUGCGGGGAGCGUGCGGAGGACGCUGGAUCGGGGGGAGCUGCUCCCAGGUUCCUUGUGUAUCCUCACGUCUGUGCCGACCAAAUCUGACUCCCAGAAUGGCUUCCCAGCGCCGGAGCCCAACGUCCUGCAGAGCUGUGAGGUGCAGAGCGUGGUCCUGUCCCCUACUCUACGAUACGCCGGCCUGCCCGACUUCUGCCCCAAAGUCCAGUUCAGGGACCCCCGAUCUCAUCGCACAUUUGGAGUCCAGGUUGCCCUUCAGGUCUGCGUACGGCCGGGAUCAUACAAGAUGGGUCCAGCAUCGGCGGGGACCUCCGACCUCUCAGAUCCCAGGAUCCCCAGCUCUGAGGUGGAGUGGCUGACCAAGGAGAAGGGGGCCACCGUCCUGAGGGGUCUCCUGGUCCGUGUGGAAUGAACAUUUGUCAGGUUCUGCUGACGGCGGGAAAAAUCUGUGCCACAAAGGGGGAACCCUGACGUCUCCCCCUCACCCUGACUAGUGCCCUCCUCCAUUUUGUCUUGCUCCUCCCCCCAGCUGUUUACAUCCCCUCCCCUUUAAUUUAUUGAGACAAAUGAAGCGUUCUAGCUGGGGGGCCUGACACAUGGGCUGGGCCAAGCGUCUCCCGUGUUUUCCUGGCCUCGCCCCUCACCUUUUUAUUUAAGCUGCUGUUUUUUGUUUUUUCAUGAUUUGUACAUUAAGUUUAUUUUUUUUUAAUACAUAAAUUUCUUGUACAGAACCUUGGUGUAAUGAUGGAUUGUACACCGCACUAAAGGGGGACUCCGGCCUCAGAACAUAAUAAGGAUCACUCACCUGUUCCUCCCGGUUCUCAAAGUACCAAAAAUCUAUUUGUUUAUGGUCUU
Messenger RNA from Hyla sarda, 2390 nucleotides. RefSeq names its product neuralized E3 ubiquitin protein ligase 4 (gene NEURL4). NCBI's taxonomy places the organism in Eukaryota, Metazoa, Chordata, Amphibia, Anura, Hylidae. Gene Ontology annotation, molecular function: ubiquitin protein ligase activity. The transcript is spliced from 14 exons. The record is from RefSeq and is a predicted model, not a curated record. The coding region runs from base 16 to 1947 and encodes 643 amino acids.